CCGUGUCCUUCCGGGCGCCGCCCCGGCCGAUGCUCCGCCGGCGCCAUCGUGGAGCGGAGCGGAGCGGCGGGCGCGCUCCGUGCCGGCCCCCCCGGGGGCAGGCGGCGCCGGGCCCCGCCGCCCCCCGCCCGCAGCCCGACCCGGACCCCGACGGCCCCCGGGACCCGGCCCCGGAGCGGCGCCGCGGCCGCGCGCGGUAGCGAUGCAGCGGGCUGCCGUGUCGUUUGAGGACGUGGCCGUCUACUUCUCCCCCGAGGAGUGGGUAGAGCUGGCGGGAUGGCAGCGGGAGCUGUACCAGGAGGUGAUGAUGGACAAUUAUGACCUGGUGGCCUGCCUGGAGCGGGGCUGCGGCUGGCCAGCCGUCCACCCUGGGCUUGCCGGGUCCGUCCCCUGCGUGCGAGGAGCAGGAAGCCGCUCCAGGCUCCGUUGCCCCCGGGUCCAAGCUGGUCCACAAAAUGGAGCGGGAGGAGGAGUCGUGCGGCGGGGUGCCCCGAGGCGAGCGGGACAGAGGAGCCCCCAACACCUCGGCCGUCGCCGGCUGGGACGUGACCGCUGAAGAGCACCUGUCUGAGGACGACCGCCAGCGACACUGGGCCCCGCGUGCAUCUCCAGGCGGGGGGCCGGAGGGGCUGGCGAUGAAGUACCCCAAGCUCUGCCCCGGCUGGUGUGAGGCAAAGCCCGGGGCCUGGGCAGGCGCCGCUCCCCGGGAGCUCCCGGGCUGGGGCCGGAGGGAGCAGCCCUUGGAUGUGCCGGAGGCAGGGAGCGGAGGGCUCCUCAUCUGCGGCACCUGCGGGCAGAGCUUCGAGGACCAGGCCACCCUGCGCGUGCACCAGCGCGAGCACCUGCGCCCGGCGCCCUCCUACGAGUGCACAGCCUGCGGGAAGGUUUUCCGCCACCACCGCAACCUCCUCACGCACAAGAAACACCGCGGCAGGAGCCGGCACGCUUGCGCCGAGUGCGGCAGGACCUUCUGCCUGAAAGGGGACCUGCUGCGGCACCGGGCCGGCCACGCGGGCGAGGGCGGCUACGUCUGUCCCCUCUGCGGCGAGACCUUCCGCCACAAGCGCAACCUGCAAGCGCACAGGAAGGGGCACGCGGGGGACGCGCUGCACAAGUGCCCCGAGUGCGGGAAGCGCUUCGAGGACGAGGCCGGCCUGAGCCGGCACCGGGCCGCGCACUGCGAGGAGCGGCCCUUCGUCUGCGGGCGCUGCGACCGCAGCUUCAGCUGGAAGGAGAGCCUGAUGAUCCACCAGCGCAGUCACACCCAGGAGCGCUCCCACAAGUGCCCCGACUGCGGCCGCAGCUUCAGCCGCAGCGGGAACCUCCUGAUGCACCAGCGCGUGCACACGGGCGAGCGCCCCUUCGCCUGCGCCCAGUGCGACAAGGCCUUUUGCAACAAGGCCAAUCUCAUCACGCACAAGAAGCUCCACCGGCGCUUCAAGUCCUUUGCCUGCUCCGAGUGCCAGCUGGGCUUCAGCUCCAAGAGCAAGCUGCUCCUGCACCAGCAAGCGCACGGAGAGGGGGACGAGGUCCCGGUGACGUUUGAGGACGUGGCCGUCUCUUUCUCCCCGGAGGAGUGGGCAGAGCUGGCAGAGUGGCAGCAGGACCUUUACUGGGAUGUGAUGAGGGAGAAUUACGAGCUGGUCGCCUCGCUGGGAGCAGACCAGGAGACACCGGGCCCCCACCCGGAUCUCCUGUCCCAGCUGGGGCGAGGGGAAGAGCUGCGCAUUGAGGAUCUCUGGGGGAAGCUGCACGUGGGGAAUCUCUGGGGAGAGCGGGCUGGAGGCCUGGACACCCCCAGCACGGGCGCCGGCGUCGCAGGCCCCAAACCCGCGCUGGCGUCUAGACUGGAGCGAGGGGAAGAACGGCACGCCGGGGACGGCCAGGGCGAGCCGCUCCUCUGCAGCUCUUGUGGGAAGAGGAGGAACGGAGGAGCGCUGAGCACCUCCCGCACGGCCAGGGAUCCGCUGCACGAGCUGCUCCUGAUGGCCAGCCACUUGUUCGUGCUGUGGGACCGGCGCGCCGAGCGGUUCACGGCCUUCCGGGCCUUCCCGAGGUGUCGGCGGGCACUGAACUGGGAAGACGACGAUGACACCUUGGUGGCGGACUGGGAAGAGAUGAUGAGUGCUGCCAUCGCUGCCCAGUCACCGUGCGUUGCCCGGCGCUUCUGGAGCAAGAGGACCAGCGCAGCGUGGAGGGACCGCGUCGUGCUGCAGCCCUGGGACGGCCAGGAGUGGCUGCAGAACUUCCACAGGAGGAAGCAGACGUUCCUGGAGCUCCGUGAGGAGCUCGCCAGCCCUCCGCCGCCGGAGCACGCAGUUCGGGGAGCCGAUCCCUGCUCAGAAGCGGGUGGCCAUUGCUCUCUGGAAGCUGGCCGCCCCGGGCCGCUACCGCUCUGUGGCCAGCGAGUUUGGUGUGGGCGAGUCGACGGCGGGGGUGGCGGUGAUGGAGGUCUGUGAUGCGGUCCCGAAGGUGCUUUACCCGCCUGUUGUGGCCGUGAAGAACAUUCCUGAAGUCAGGGCUGCCUUUCAAAAAACGGGUUUCCCAAACUGUGCAGGGGCCAUCGAUGCAACACACGUCCCCAUAGUUUGUCCUCCGGAAGGAGCCGGUGAAUAUGCAACCUGCAACGGGUGUUACUCCCUGGUCCUGCAGGGCUUGGUGGACCGGGGCAGGUUCACGAAUACCAACGUAGGAAGCGCUGGCAAGGUCCACGAUGCCAAAGUGCUGACAAGGUCAGGCUUACACAUGCUUGGACAAGCGGGAAUGUUAUUCCCCCGCAAUGACAUUGUUAUCAACGGCGUGUCGGUGCCCACGGUUAUUCUGGGGGACCCUGCCUAUCCCCUCCUGCCGUGGCUGGUGACACCUUACCAUGGCCACAAGAGCCCCGGGAAGCGGAAAUUCAACGCAACGCUGAGCAGUUGCAGGGUGCUCGUGGAGCACGCCUUGGCAGGCUGAAGGCACGGUGGUGCUGCCUGCAGAACCGGCUGGACGCCAGCGUGGCGAAUGCCGUCCGCGCGAUCGUGGCCUGCUGCACCCUGCACAUCAUCUGCGAGGCGAAGGGCGAGUAUUUCUGCACAGAGUGGUCCCAGGACACGGAUGGUUUGCUCAGCCGAGAGCGUGCCCAUCAACACAAGCACGUGCUCCCGAGAGGCGCGGGAGAUCAGGGGUGCUGUUCGUGCCCAUAUCCUGGCCGCCCAGGAGGACCCAAAGGAGCGAGUCGUCCUGGGGCAUGCAUUUCUUUCUCGACUUUGGUUUACUGUGGGACCUGCUGUAUUCACUUUCUAAACUCCUUUGUAUGCUGUUUAGUUUGAAAUAACGUGUAGUGCCUGGGAGGAGGGGACUGCUCAGAUUUUUGGGGAUUAUUGUCACCCGGGUUGAGUUUCUGGCCUGGAGGGGCCAGUGGCAUUUCUCUUGAGUUCUGCAUAACGCUGUUCUGCCUGUCACCAGGGUGAGCGUUAGACGCUGUUUGCGCAUUUGAAGUCAUGGGGCGUUGUGUCAUUUAAUUUUCACUGACUUGUGUUUUCUGAAAGCUUAACAAAACCUUCUUUGCAGAAA
Molecule: messenger RNA, 3555 nt
Organism: Dromaius novaehollandiae (emu)
Lineage: Eukaryota; Metazoa; Chordata; Aves; Casuariiformes; Dromaiidae
Product: zinc finger protein 696-like
Exons: 9
Coding region: 318-2459 (713 amino acids)
Biological process (GO): regulation of DNA-templated transcription
Source: RefSeq, a predicted model, not a curated record